Messenger RNA from Danio aesculapii, 4332 nucleotides. RefSeq names its product paired box 2a (gene pax2a). The transcript has 12 exons. The record is from RefSeq and is a predicted model, not a curated record. Gene Ontology annotation, molecular function: RNA polymerase II cis-regulatory region sequence-specific DNA binding; DNA-binding transcription factor activity, RNA polymerase II-specific. Bases 519 to 1949 code for a protein of 476 amino acids. Lineage: Eukaryota; Metazoa; Chordata; Actinopteri; Cypriniformes; Danionidae. Gene Ontology annotation, biological process: regulation of transcription by RNA polymerase II; anatomical structure development.
GUCUCAGCCCAAAGCUUCUAACAGGCACAUCCCAUUCUUGAAGAGAGGGGGACCGAGAGACACUCGCCGUGUCCAUGUUUUUUCCUGUCAUUCCCGCACGAAUCUGACUGUACCCCUCAGACUGUUCAGACCAGAAACGCUUCUCCAUAUCGAGGAAUUUACACUGCAGUUUCACCAGAGGACACUGGAGGAGACGCAACCACUAAUGCUUGCAGUCCCUUAAAUAUGUAGCUAACAAAUAUUAACUCAACGAUUGAUUACGCUAACGUUCCUGCGUGAAAGAUUUUUAAGAGACCAGUGCAGGACAUGAUCUGCACCUGACCAGCCUCGUGUCUUCGUUGAAUGGACUGAUCAGCACGAGAUAAAGUUCGUCGCGCGCUGAACAACUUCUUCUGUACACUGGCAUCGGAAGCACCGCGCUUUGAAAGGAUAGCGAUCUUUAUUAAUUUCAAUUAAAGCUACAUAAUCAAGGCGAGACGGCGACCUCAGUCGAUUAUCUUUCCUUCCUUUGCUAUCCCAUGGAUAUUCACUGCAAAGCAGACCCCUUCUCGGCGAUGCACCGGCACGGCGGUGUGAACCAGCUAGGAGGGGUGUUUGUGAAUGGCAGACCCCUACCUGACGUGGUCAGGCAAAGAAUCGUGGAGCUCGCGCACCAAGGAGUCAGACCUUGUGACAUUUCAAGACAACUACGGGUCAGCCAUGGCUGUGUCAGCAAAAUUCUCGGAAGAUAUUAUGAAACCGGCAGUAUUAAACCUGGAGUAAUUGGGGGGUCCAAACCAAAAGUGGCGACGCCCAAAGUUGUGGAAAAAAUCGCAGAAUACAAGCGGCAAAAUCCAACAAUGUUCGCCUGGGAGAUCAGAGACCGACUCUUGGCCGAAGGCGUUUGUGACAACGACACAGUACCAAGUGUUUCAUCUAUAAACAGGAUAAUUCGAACCAAAGUUCAGCAACCUUUCCACCCAUCCUCCGACGGCACAGGAACGCCUCUUUCCACAGCGGGACACACUAUAGUGCCCAGCACAGCCUCCCCACCUGUGUCAAGCGCUUCCAAUGACCCCGUGGGGUCCUACUCUAUUAAUGGCAUCCUAGGAAUCCCUCGCUCCAACGGCGAAAAGAGAAAACGUGAUGAUGUUCUCUGGAGUGGCAACCACUUGGAUGGGAGGAAAAUAGGAUAUUAUGGUUCAGAUGGCUCUGGCCCUAACAGUGAUUCUCAGGGUAGUGUGGAGAGUUUACGGAAGCACCUGAGGGCCGAUGCCUUCACUCAACAGCAGCUGGAGGCUCUGGAUCGGGUGUUUGAGCGGCCGUCAUACCCCGACGUCUUCCCCACGUCAGAACACAUCAAGCCAGAGCAGGCUAAUGAGUACUCGCUACCAGCACUGAACCCUGGACUGGACGAAGUCAAGCCCAGUCUGUCAACCAGCGUCAGCUCAGAUUUGGGCUCCAGCGUGUCACAGAGCUACCCGGUAGUGACAGAGUCACAUUCAUCCUCCAUGUGCGUUAAGCAGGAGCCGCAUGAGGCUUCCCUGGCUCCUUUCACCCCUUCCUCACUGGCAGUGUCGGGCCUUGCGGAACUGUUGCCCCUCCAGCCCAGCGUGUCAGUAGACGCCUCCACCCCCUGCUACGGUGCCUAUGCCCAUCAUGCGCCCAGCUACUGCCAGUAUGCAAGCCAGCCUAUUAUAGCAGGUCGAGAGAUGGCGAGCACGACCCUACCAGGAUACCCACCUCACGUUCCCCCCACUGGGCAGGGCAGCUACCCCACCUCUACACUUGCUGGAAUGGUGCCUGGAAGCGACUUUUCAGGAAAUCCCUACUCUCACCCGCAGUACACAACUUACAAUGAAGCUUGGCGGUUCAGCAACCCCGCGUUAUUAAGUUCCCCUUAUUAUUAUAGUGCCGCAUCCCGGGGCUCCGGGCCUCCCACUGCUGCCACUGCCUAUGACCGCCACUAGUUACCAUCGCAGCCCAGUCAAACUGCAGGACCACGGCCGCGGCCUCCAUAUCGUACCCGUCUGAAUGGUCAGAGGGAUUGAAGAUGGAUACGCCAUCUUCACUUUCAUGGAGCCGAGAUCCGAUUUGGAGGGUCAAGCAACAGCGGACAUCCACUACAUUCCCCCUUUGGCACCAUCACUGAACUAUUUCCUGAAAGACUUUGAAAGAUUCUACGAAAAUAUAUAUAUUAUACGAGAUAUAAAACAAGACGAACCGUGUGAAGAACUACGAAGUAAACAAUUGAUGUGCUGUUGUUUUUUUUUUCUCUCCAUUUUUCCCCCAUUCUCUCUCAAUCAAUCAAAUACAUUCCUUUACAUACUGUAUUUAGCAUCGCUAACACACACAACACACACGCAAGGUUGCCUGAGGCCUUUACAUCAUUUCACUAGUGUCUUACCUCUCACGGACGUGUCAGAAAACUGCAGUAUUGCUCCAUUUUCUGUCAAACAGACAAGUGUAACUGUUUUAGAAGCCAUCUCUCUGACUCGUGGUAUGAAGCUACCAACAUUUUCUGUGAUACACAAUCAAAAACGGGGGAAGAACAAAAAAAAGAAGAUUAAAACAGGUCAGUUGAUGUAUGUGACCUGAAAAGAAAACCGUAUAUUAAAUUAUUGUUUUGGUUUCGCUGAUGGUUUGUGUGCGUGUGUGCAUUUGUGUGUCAUACAUUUUCGGGAUACUCAUUAUCGGUGCCGCUAUUUUCUUGUUUGCACUAUUUUGCAUUACUGGAUUUAUAAGUACAACUGAAUUACGACUUUUGUCAGAUGUUAUAUUUAAGCAAAAGGAAUCGAGAAAGCAACGCAACGUCGAACAAAAAAUACACUUGCUGUAUGUUAGGAACUAGCCUUUAUCUGUCAUUCAGUAAAGCGUUUUUGUAACUGAGACCGAACGACUGGCUCAGUACCAAAGUAAUCAUUAGCAGUCAGUUUUACAAGUUCAACAAAUGCCUUACAGCUUUUUUUAUUAUUAUUUAAUUUUUUUUAUGGUUUGGCUUUGGUCCUGAGAGGUAGACAUGCAUGUAACCCUUCUGUGUGGUGGAACAAAACGCGAGGAUAGAAAUGGAAACGGUUCAUACAUACGCUCCUGGAAAUGUAAAGUGAAUGUACUUUAUACCACGUUUGCCAAAGACUUAGUUUGAUAUUUAAUAUUUUAUUUGCUGUAUCUGUCAAUAAAACAGUAUUAUGUUUUAAUAGUAGUCAAUACUGAUUGUAUGUGGUAAUGUUGAAGAAAAAGGAAAACGAUCCAUAUCCCCCCUCCUGCCCAACACACAGCGAUGUACACAUUAAAAAAAGGUGAAUUCUGUUACUCAAAGGUAUGUCAUUUGCAACAAACUGCUGCUUUGUAGAAUGAUUUUGUGUAUAAUGUGAAAACAAUUCUUCGAUGUAUAUAAGAUCACCUACAUUUCACCAUUGCAGUAUCGUACUAAUUUACUGAUUCCAUUUGUAGAUAUGAGAAUUGAAAGAAGAAGAAAAAAAAGAUUGACAUUACAUUUGUGUCUUCAAUGUGUUGUGCUUUUGCAGAGACGCACAACUAAAAGUUUGGAACCGCCGUGGUUCGGUGGGUUUCAGAUGCUGUCACCACAUGUGCGGCUGUUUGUAUGUUUUGUUUUGGUUCACUUUUACUUGUUCAUACUGUUUAAGUCUCUAUGCAAAUCAAGUAAAAUGGUAUUCUGUAUUCUCCUUUAUUACUGCGUUCAGUUUUACCCUUCAUUUUAAAUCAUGCCUAAAUCCUGUAUUGAGGAUAAUCCUGUAGACGCAAACAAAUACAUUUCACAUGCCUGGGUUUGUGGAUUGUUUUUGUACUUUGGCCCUUAAGAGUUGAACACAACACUUUAGAAUUGUUUUUUUUUUUUUUUUAAAUGUUAAGUUAAAGUUACAUUACUGCAGAUGACACAAAAUGUAUGGCAUGCAAAGGAAAAAAUGACAACAAAUAAUAUAACUAUACUUAAAUUUAUCGUACACACAGUACAACCACUAGUUCUAACUCACACAAAACAGAAAAAAUAUAUAUUAUUUGCAUAUUUUUCAUUUUAUUUCCAUAUCCAGGUUAAACUUUUGGAAUGAAGAUUCUAACCCUGCACUCACCGCAAUCCAGAUAUGCCUAUGGAAACAUUUACUUGACAGUUUUCCCCUAAACAAGCCAACAGCAGCAGAGGUUAAAGCAGAGGCUCCUUUCAUUAAAUAAUGCAAAAUAUGUAUAACAAGCAUAAUCUGUUAAGAUCAUAAAACUAAUCCAUGAUGAACAAAUGUAACAAAAAGCAACAUGGCCUCAGCCAACACUAUCCCACUUCUGUCCAGUUCUCUCUCUCUAUUUGUGCAUAUCAGAAAUAAAUUUUUUUCUAUGUCA